This is a messenger RNA of Geodia barretti, 5385 nucleotides long. NCBI's taxonomy places the organism in Eukaryota, Metazoa, Porifera, Demospongiae, Tetractinellida, Geodiidae. The record is from the annotation of a GenBank genome assembly.
AGUUCCUGCAUCGAGCCGUAGCCGUCAUCACUGCUGGACAUGGCUACAGGUCAAUUUAAGCAAGCCAGAGAGAGUGUCAGUGAUCGUGAAGAAGCAGGGUUUUCAACCAUGGAUACCUCUCCUGAUGAAGUCACCCAUACCCCAAAUGUUUCUACUAGCUCUGAAGAGAUAUCUGUAGUUCCUCACACAAAAGAGGCUGCUGUUGCAGAGGAUUUGAGACCUAGAACUCCUCAGCCAUUAGGCUCUGGUUCAGUAUAUUUCAGCAAUAGAUCAGCUAGAAAAAGACGACGAAAAAGAGCACCAUGGUUCAAAAAAGCAAAAAGACAUCCACAGUCUAGCAAUUCUCCUACUACGCGACAGAAUUAUGCGCAGCAAGCAGCCAAACAGCAUGAAGAGUCUUGUUCUGGUCAAUUUAUGCAAGCCAGAGAGAGUGUCAGUGAUCGUGAAGAAGCAGGGUUUUCAGCCAUGGAUGCCUCUCCUGAUGAAGUCACCCAUAACCCAAAUGGUCAGGUAACUGCUAGAUAUGUUCAGGCUAAAAUAAGAAAGUUUAAAAGCCAUUUUAAAGGAAUUAAGAAGAGAUUUCAAGAAAGCCUUGAAAAUAAAAAUAUCUCAGUGGAAGAAGUCAUUAAAGUUUUGAAGUCACUGUCGGCAGACGAUGACAGUGACCACAAAGUGUACACAGAGAGCCACUUAAACGUCUUAGAAGAAGCUCAUAAUCAAUCUGCUCUCAUUGGACAAUUGGAUUUCAACAUGGACUACCUCUCUUUUCAUUUACUGGAGUACUUGGUGACAGAGUUCGAUCUAGAAGAUGUCAAAGUAUUGAUUGAGGACUACAAAUCGAAUCUUCAGCAAUUCAGAGGGAAAGUCCCACUAUAUCAGUUCUGUGAAGCACAAAAGGGAAAACGAAUAAAGCCGAUGCCUGAUUUCAGGGAAAUGGUUGCAGAAUUACAAUGGUCGCCUGGCUCUGUCAUGAAUUUAGAAGUUGUAGAGCAGUUUCGGCAAAAAUACACCACUCACUACAACCUCAGAUGUUGGUCCAUGGUUCUUGCUAGAGUUGAUCCUGGUUACAAUUGCUUCAACUGCACUUGGCUUAUACCUGCGUCUGUUGUAAACAUUUUAAAAGGGAAUGUACGCCGUGCUGUCUUUGAAGAGAAUUUUUGCUCAAAACUUAGCAUUGCUGGAGACUGUGUCUAUCGCAAGAAAGGUUCUGGUGAUUCAUCUCACCUCAUUGGUCCUGAGUCAUCAUAUUUGGCAUCAAGCCAAUCACCAGAAGAUGAUUUCCUGUUUGUUGAAGACCCAUCUGAUGACUAUUUCUGUCCAGUGACACAAUAUCUACUAAUGGAGCCUUGCCUCACAUCAUGUUGUGGUAAACAUUUUUCACAAGAAGCUGUGAAAAAGAUUAAAAAAGCGGGAAAGGAAUGUCCAAAUUGCAGAAGCGCUAAGUGGACAACGAUGUUAAAUAUUCAUUUCCAACGUGAAGUAAAGGAACUCCGUGUGUUUUGCCAGGCCAUUGAGUGUUUCUGGCAAGGACCACUGUCAGAACUGUUGUAUCAUAACAAAACCUGCCACUCCUCGAAGGCAGCUGAAUCUGUUAAGAUAGAAGAAUCCACACCUUCAUCUUCUAGCAAAAGUCAGCCUCAGAUAGGCAACCGUACGGUUUAUGAAGAGCUGGAAUUCAUUCAAAAAGAGGUAAAAGUACUGCAGAAGAAGUUUAGUGAACUGAAGAAAGAAUGUCUAGAAUGUCUGAAAGUAAGGAAUGUUCCUAUCGAACAUUUUGUUACUACUCUGAAAUCACUGAAAGUGGAUGAUAACAUAGAGGGCUACACAUAUUUCACUGAAAGCCACAUCAGGGCUAUCUCCCAGGCAGUUGAUCAUUCUGAAAUCUUUGGGGCCCUUAUUUUAAACAUGAAUUAUUUCUCACAUCAAUUAUUGGACUAUUUUGUAACUGAGUUUGACUUGGAAGGGGUUAAAUCUGAAAUGGAAGCAUACAAGUCGGAUUUAAAGGUCUUUUGUGAGAAAACACCAGCAAUCUUGUUCUGUCAGGCUCAACCAAAGCUAACAAUCGAACCUCCACCACACUUUCGAACUGUAAUUUCUACAUUUCACAAGUCAGAUAGCCUGAUGCUUGAUAAUUUGGAGCAGUUUAGAACAGAGUACUCCUACCAUCACGGCUUACAAAAUUUCACAAUGACACUUGCUAAAGCUGAAGUUGGUUCCGUUGCAGUCACCUGGUUCAUUCCUGAAGCUGUAGUUGAAAAAUUGUUACAGGAGUCUGUUCCUAGAAAGAUUCUUACGAAGUAUUCCAUUACUAAACUGGAGAUUGCUGGAGGUUGUGUCUACCGUUUACGUACAACUCAGGAGAUGGUUGCUGUCACUGGUACGGGUAGUACCGAAUCAUUUGAAGCGGCUGGAGUAACUGUUCUAGGAACUACAUCACUUAUCAGCCAGUACAAGUCACGAACGGAUUAUCCGUUCGUUGAGCAACCGUCUGGUUACUUCUGUCCAUGUACAAAGGGUCUACUCCUAGAGCCCUACCUAACAUCCUGCUGUGGUCAACAUCUCUCACAGGAAGCUGUCGCCAGAAUUAAAAAGGAAAAAGGGAAAUGUCCAUUGUGCAAGAUGAUUCAGUGGAGUACAAUGCUGGACAAACAUUAUCAGCAUGAAGUAAACUCACUCCUAGUGUUCUGUCAUUAUAAAUAUAGGGGAUGUACGUGGCAAGGAGAGCUGUCUGCCUUCGAGUAUCAUAUUAAUUCUUGUCCAAUGAAAGAUACUCCACUGAUGACAGAAUUACCUCCACAAAUAAGGCUAAAGGAUAAGACAAAAAGCACAAUGAAUAAGGUAUCUGUUGCUGAAUCCAUUCCCGACAUACCCGCAAACAAGCCUGACAGUACACAACUGAUGGAAGCUGUUUCCAGUGGGAAAGUGAAUGACGUCAGAGUUUUGCUUUCAGAGGGAGCAGAUCCAAACGCUUUUCCUCCAAUGAUUCAGUUUACUCCUCUAAUGGAGGCCUGUAAAACUGGGGAUGUUAAAAUGGCUCAGCUCCUGCUUGACAAUAAUGCAGACCCAAACAUUGGAAAUGAUACUGGGUGGUCAGCACUGAUGGCAGCAGUUUAUAAACGGCAUGAUGACAUUGCUCUGAGGAUAAUCAGGGCUGGAGCUGCACCUCACAUUCAGGAUAAGAAUCACACAAAUGCUCUGCUGCUGGCUAUUGAACGUCACAAACACGACACAGUUGUGGGUGCUCUGCUGGACAAUGUAAAUAGUCCAUCUCAGCUCGACAUUCAGGACAGCUAUGGGGCAACUGCACUCAUGUAUGCAUGUAAGAAGAAUAAUCUCAAAUUGGUCGGACGACUACUCAGUAUGGGGGCUAACCCAAGUAUUGCAAACAAUGAUGGGGAAACUCCUGUCAUGAUUGCAAAAGCAUUGGGACAGGAGCAGAUUGCACAAGUCAUUAUGGAAAAAAGUGUUAGCCAGUAUCUAAACUCUACUCACAUUUACCUAGACCUUGAAAGGGAGACAGUGGAAGUAGAAGUGGAGGUUACAAACGAAGAUGUCGUAGCAAAGAAGGUGGUGGAAGAUAUUCAAUCAACCUUUGAUGUGAUAGCAGAGAAGACAGUGAUAGUAACAAAUGGGGAGCAGCAUGUUAUCUGGGAGGGAUAUGGUCUGAGACUAUACAUUCCACCCGACUCACUACCAGAAGGUUGUAGUCAUUUGAAGCUCAGUGUAAAUGUUGGACUAUCAGGAGAGUUCCAUUUACCCGAGAACGGUGUCCUUGUUAGUGCAGUUUAUUCCUUCAGCCACGACCAUAUAGAGGAUCUACGUCAACCGGUCACUCUGGAAAUGGAGCACUGUGCUGCAGCAAGUGCUCUUGAUAACUUGAGUGUUGUUCGAGCGAAUACGAACUCCAACAGUUUCAAUUAUGUUCCAGGGGGUGAUUUCAGCUCAGUGAAAGGCUAUGCAGUGAUAAAGUUGCAUUCCUUCUCUCGUUUUACUACUUUUAUGAGGAACAUUUUUCAAUCCUUGCUUCCCCAUUUCUCUAAUGAAAUUGAAUAUUCUGCUAACAUUUACUAUACAAAGAUGUUCUAUUGCCGUUUUGAUUUUGAGUUCUUCAUUAUUAAAAACCUCAGUGUAUUGGCUACGGUUUUCAAGCGGGAUGUUGAUAAGUAUAGUGAUCGCAUGGAGCUGUGUACAUGUCAAGUGAAAGUCUGGUGCGAGAAUGAGGAAGUUCCGAAGGAACUGUUUCAGAAAGUGAUAAUCAAGGGAGCUAAGCAGUGCAAUUUCUUAACUGUGACCUCCCCGACGACAUGUCUAACUAGUGAGUGGCAGUUUACCCUUACCGAUGGUCUAAAUGAUCUUCUCCUUUUCCGUUUAGAGCCUGCUCUGCCUUCAAGUCCCAGAUCUGUGGAUACCACAGCAUUGUUUAAUGUCAAGCCGAAGUUCAUGGCUGACUUGUCCAAGGAGUUGGGGGAUCUGACGUGGAGUGAAAUAAAGUCUCUGGCAGUACAACUGGAGAUUGACUACAACAAACUAUUGAAGAUAGAGGAGCAGACUAACCAAGCCACCGACCGUAUGCACCAAGCAUUGAACAUUUGGCUGAAAAAAGACCCGAAUGCUUCAUGGGAGAAAGUAUCUGUUGCUGAAUCCAUUCCCGACAUACCCGCAAACAAGCCUGACAGUACACAACUGAUGGAAGCUGUUUCCAGUGGGAAAGUGAAUGACGUCAGAGUUUUGCUUUCAGAGGGAGCAGAUCCAAACGCUUUUCCUCCAAUGAUUCAGUUUACUCCUCUAAUGGAGGCCUGUAAAAAUGGGGAUGUUAAAAUGGCUCAGCUCCUGCUUGACAAUAAUGCAGACCCAAACAUUGGAAAUGAUAAUCACACAAAUGCUCUGCUGCUGGCUAUUGAACGUCACAAACACGACACAGUUGUGGGUGCUCUGCUGGACAAUGUAAAUAGUCCAUCUCAGCUCGACAUUCAGGACAGCGACAAAUAUUUCACCCCUGUGUCUAAGGCAGAAAGCCAACCAAGGGAGACAGUGGAAGUAGAAGUGGAGGUUACAAAUGAAGAUGUCGUAGCAAAGAAGGUGGUGGAAGAUAUUCAAUCAACCUUUGAUGUGAUAGCAGAGAAGACAGUGAUAGUAACAAAUGGGGAGCAGCAUGUUAUCUGGGAGGGAUAUGGUCUGAGACUAUACAUUCCACCCGACUCACUACCAGAAGGUUGUAGUCAUUUGAAGCUCAGUGUAAAUGUUGGACUAUCAGGAGAGUUGCAGUUACCCGAGAACGGUGUCCUUGUUAGUGCAGUCUAUUCCUUCUGCCACGACCCAAUAGAGGAUCUUUCGUCAGCCGGUCACUCUGGAAAUGGAGCACUGUGCUGCAGCAAGUGCUCUUAG